This is a messenger RNA of Equus quagga, 1030 nucleotides long. Its product is annotated as primary cilium assembly protein FAM149B1-like. The record is from RefSeq and is a predicted model, not a curated record. Gene Ontology annotation, biological process: protein localization to cilium; cilium assembly. The transcript has 3 exons. Lineage: Eukaryota; Metazoa; Chordata; Mammalia; Perissodactyla; Equidae. Bases 72 to 551 code for a protein of 159 amino acids.
CUGCAUCUGGAUGGGCUGGCUCCAAUUUUUUUUAAAUAAGGAACCUAGCAAAGUUAUUCUAUCCUCCAGGCAUGUGGGAGAAGAAUAAAGUGCCAAUGAUUUUUUUCCUCUCACAAGAAAACAGAUCUCAAAUACUACUACCAGGGCAAUACAUUAUUAGAUUUGGUAUUAGGGGAAAGAAGUUACAUCUUUCAUCUUCUUAUGCUCAUAAAGCGUCUUCCAUUGCCAAAUCACCUAGCUUGUGUUCUAUGGAAAGAGAAGAGAGAGACUGUGUAAUCUUCUCUGAAGGAAUAAUAGAGGAAUACUUAGCAUUCGACCACACAGAUAUGGAAGAGGAGCUUCAUGGAAAGAAAUCAGAAGCAGCUACAGAGAAACAGAAAUUAGGGUACCCUCCCAUUGCUCCAUUUUACUGCAUGAAAGAAGAUGUCCUUGCUUAUGUGUUUGACGAUGUGUGGAGCAAGGUUCUGAGUUGUAUGGAGCAGUUGACGCGUAGUCACUGGGAGGGAUUUGCUUCUGGUAAGGAUCUUUUUGAAAACAAUAUAAAAAAAUAAUUGUUUAUGAUUUCCAAACCAUAACCAGUGUCUUAGAUUAUAUGCUUCAUUAGUGCAAAAGAUUCAUAUUUGUAUUUCCCACAGAAACUAACAGAUAUUUAGAAAAUAUUUGAGAAUGAGUGGAUGAGUAAUAAGGCCUAGUCUAUGAUAAAUAGACAGAGAUUGUGCUUUCUCUUUGAAUAUAAUUUUUUGUGAGAAAAAGACAUGUACGAGUGGCAAAUACAUUUUUAAACUGCUUUAUUGAAGAAUGGUUGAUAUAAAGUGUACAAUCUGACAAGUUGACCUAUGUAUACACCCAUGAAACCAUGAAACAGUCAAUAUAGUAAACAAUCACCGCCCACAAUUCAUGACCUUUGUAAUCCCUCCCUCCUGCCUUUCCCCAACCCACAAUCCCAAAGUGACAACUAAUCUUCUUUUUGUCAUUAUAGAUCAGUUUUUAUUUCGUAGAGUUUCAUAUAAAUGGAAUCAUAUGGUAUUUA